This is a messenger RNA of Phlebotomus argentipes, 1940 nucleotides long. Its product is annotated as facilitated trehalose transporter Tret1-like. The record is from RefSeq and is a predicted model, not a curated record. The coding region runs from base 122 to 1558 and encodes 478 amino acids. Gene Ontology annotation, biological process: transmembrane transport. Gene Ontology annotation, molecular function: transmembrane transporter activity. Gene Ontology annotation, cellular component: membrane. The transcript has 2 exons. NCBI's taxonomy places the organism in Eukaryota, Metazoa, Arthropoda, Insecta, Diptera, Psychodidae.
CAGGAGCGGAAGAUCAGCAUCUCUUUAGAUAUAAUCCAUAGUGUUCGCAGUCUAAGUUUUGUCAUAGGCGCAGAGCAUAAUAUAUCAAUUCGUGGAGUGUUAGAAGAGAAAUUGCCGCAAAAUGAAUCAUCUCUCCAAGGCGAUUGUUCGGCAAACAAUCUUGUCGCUGUGCGUCUCGCUCGGGUACUUCGGCAUCGGGCUGGUGCGCGGCUUCUCGGCUCCGGCCAUUCCGUCCAUCAAGGAGACCUUUCCGCAGCUCCUGCCGGAGCGCCACAUCGAGACGUGGGUGAGCUCCGUUCCGCCGCUGGGCGCCUUCUUUGGCAGCCUCGUCACGAUGGUGCUGAUGCACCGCAUGGGCAGGAAGAUCUCCGUGCUGCUGGCGGCGCCCAUCUGGGCGGUCUCGUGGGCACUCAUCGCGCUCUCGCAGCGCUGGGAGAUCAUCAUGGCCGGCAGGACACUGUCGGGACUCGCGGUGGGCAUCACGCUGCCCUCGGCGCAGAUCUACGUCAGCGAGUGCAGCGAUCCGAAGAUCAGAGGCGUGCUGGCCUCCUUUCCCGCCAUCGCCAUGUCGUUGGGCAUCGUGUUUGCCUACGUGAUCGGCAGCUUCCUGCCGUGGCGCCAGCAGGCCUGGUUCGCCUGCGCCGUUGGCAUUCUGCAGUUCAUCGUGAUCGCCUUCCUGCCGGAAUCGCCGGUGUGGCUGAAGAGCAAGAAGAGGAUCCCCGAGGCUGACGUCUCGGCGGAAUGGCUGGCGCUGUCCGGAUUCAGCACAGCCGCUGACCAGGCGAGCGCCGUGAAGGCCUACAAAUCCUACUCUCUGCGCGCACUGUGCAGGAGAACAGUGCUCCUGCCACUGGCUGUUGGCCUGGUGCUGCUGAUGAUCCAGCAAUUGAGCGGAAUCGACGCCGUGAUCUUCUUCACCGUUGAGAUCUUCCGCGCCUCCGGAAGCUCAAUCAACGGCAACAUCGCCACGAUUAUUGUGGGCGUCGUGCAGCUGCUCAGCAACUUUGCCUCCCUCUUCGUCGUGGAUCGCUUCGGCCGGAAACCGCUGCUGAUCGUCUCCGGCGCACUCAUGUCCAUUUCGAUGACAUCGAUGGGAUUCGCCUUCCACCUCAGCGACAAUGGGAACAAUGAGUACGGCUUCCUGCCGCUGGUGAGCCUGAUUGUCUUCAUGAUCGGCUUCUCCGUGGGCUUCGGCUGCAUUCCCUUCCUGCUCAUGGGCGAGAUCUUCCCCACGAAGCAACGCAGCAUCUUGAGCUCCUUCGCGGGCUCCUUCAACCUGCUCAUCAUGUUCAUCGUGAUCUUCACGUAUCAUCCGCUCCAGGUGGCCAUCAGCACGGCCGGCACGUUCUGGGCCUACGCCGUGAUGUGCCUCCUGGGCGUCCUCUUUGUGAUAUCCUACGUGCCGGAGACGAAGGGCCGCGAUCUCGAGAGCAUCACGCAGUUGUUCGAGCGCAAGAGCUGCUCGCGGAAAGUUUCUGCGGUGAAGAGCGCCGGCGUGGACAAUCUCGCGAUGACGGCGAGUGACGCGAAUCUGGAGGCACCAGUUAGCAAGACUUAAGAUCAAUGAGUUGGACUCUUGGACAAUUAGCACGACCUGCUCAUCUUUCAGGCAUUUCCAUUCUGCGGCGAGAACCGGCGAGAAGCGGUUUUCCGCCGCGUCAUUGAGUCAUCGUCGCAACUCAAAUGACCAAUUAUUCCAAAUUAGAGCCACAUAAAUUUGUUUUGUUUGUUGAUUUCAACAGGAUCAACAGUGAUUAGACAGUUCUAAUUCUCAUCUAUUUGGUCACAUUGAGAUCAUCAAUUUAUCGGUCACCCGACCAAAAGUCUUGGAUUCUGCGUUUCAGUCUUUCAACGCGACGUGGAAGGCAAUAGUAAAAAUCAAUUCUCAAAGAAUGAAAAUAUGGAUAAAUUCAUAAACAAUUAUAUCGAGAACGAAAGGA